AUCAAGAAAUGGCUCAGCUUUGUUGUUGUUUGUUUUUUGCCAUUGAUCAUCCUUGUUAGCAUUGGUGGUGGUGGUGGUGGUGUUGUUGUUGUUGGUGGUGGUGUAAGCGGUAGUGGUUGUGGUGGUGGUGGUGGUGGUGGCUCAUUGUCACCCUGUAAUGGAAGGGGCGGCAUCGUCGGGGGCACCGAAGAAGGUGAUGGUUGUCGCCGACCCAACACGCGAGUCGGCGAAUGCACUUCAAUGGGCUCUUUCUCAUGCAGUACUUGAGAAAGAUGAACUUUUUCUCUUACAUGUAGAACAACCCACAUCAUGGCGUGCCACAUUCUCUACCUUCCUUAGAAGACCUUCCAGUUCUUCAAUGGAAGCAGCCAUUAUUAAUGGUGGUGGAGAUAUAGAUUUUCUUGAUUUGAUGAAGCAUGCUUGUGAGGCUGCUCAGCCUAAAGUUAAGGUACAUAUAGAGAGGGUGGAAAUAGAUGGAAAGGACAAGGCCUUUACCAUUCUAAUGAAAACUAGGAUGCUCUCUAUUGAUAUCCUUGCCAUAGGCCAGCGACGUAGUCUCUCCAAUGCUAUAUUAGGCUAUAGGCUGAGUGGAGGAUCUACAAAAGGGACAAAAGGGAUAGAUACAGCAGAGUAUUUGAUUGAGCACAGUAAGUGCACAUGCGUUGGAGUUCAGAAGAAGGGCCAAAAUGGAGGAUAUCUUCUUAACUCCAAGAAACACAGAAAUUUCUGGCUUCUUGCGUAGUUUGAGCUCUUUAUGACACUGGGUUUCCACCAUGGUUUGGGUUCAUUCAGUUCAUUGAUAGUUCUCAGAUCACCCAAUUUUUGUUGAUUCUUGGUGUUAGCAGAGAGGGAUAGUUUACUUUGGUUAUAUGGUUUUCUAAAUCAAGUUGCCAUUUGCCUUGUAUAAUAGUGAAUGAACAGAUUACUGUUGUGUAUUUUGCAUUGCAUUCUUUAUCCCUCUCCUCCUCUCUGCUAUGGAUUCAAUGGUUUCAUAUAUUUUUUUUUUCUUUUUCUAUGGUUUUUCUCUAAUGUUUUUAGUGUAAAUAUUCUUAAAUACAAUCAUGUAAAUACUUUCUAUCCUCUUAUUUUCUCCAUUUUUCCCUACUUUGUUUUGUAUGGAUCCUUGUAGUCGACCCCAUUAAGUUGGGAUAAGGCUGAAUUUGUGUUAUGUACAACCAUGUGGACAUGAGAUAUCCACCCUUGCACACCCUGGCCGACAAAAACCCGAGACUUGCUGGUUUAUUUCGAAAAUGAACCAAACAAAUCUAUGAAUCUU
Molecule: messenger RNA, 1276 nt
Organism: Macadamia integrifolia
Lineage: Eukaryota; Viridiplantae; Streptophyta; Magnoliopsida; Proteales; Proteaceae
Exons: 2
Coding region: 158-742 (194 amino acids)
Source: RefSeq, a predicted model, not a curated record